This is a messenger RNA of Labrus mixtus (cuckoo wrasse), 1590 nucleotides long. It is a transcript of the gene il12ba, whose product is annotated as interleukin 12Ba. Gene Ontology annotation, molecular function: protein binding. The record is from RefSeq and is a predicted model, not a curated record. Bases 244 to 1317 code for a protein of 357 amino acids. Lineage: Eukaryota; Metazoa; Chordata; Actinopteri; Labriformes; Labridae. The transcript is spliced from 8 exons.
AUUUUGUGCAGAGUUUUUCUACGUCACUAUAAAGGUUUGGUGAGGUGCAGAAUCUUCUUUACGCGGGGUGCGCUAAAAUGUGUGUGUGAAUAUCUCUCUUCAUGCUGCCUUCAUGUGUUGCCUGGAAAGUGAAGUUCCUCUGGACUUUUUCUACUCCUGGCCACGUGGGAGAAAUUGAAAUGUCAGUGGCAUAAAAGCCGCUGACAAUCUGAGUCUUCAUUUCUUCUGGGAACUGAUGCCAAGAUGAAGUUAUUUGUUUUCAGCAUCGUCUGUUCAUUUCUACAAAUCAGUCGCCAAAAUCCUCCAACCCAAUGGACUCUGCUGCCACACAUUCUGGUUGUGGAUGUGGAUGGCAGUAAGAGUCAGCUGCCUCUGAGCUGCCUGCAGCCAGAGGAGUUAUCAAGGAGAGGCAACGAGAGUCUGGAUAUAUUUUGGAUGAAGGACAAAGAGGCGGGAGCGCAGAGCGGGAACACAUAUCAGGUGCGGCUGCAGGAAAGCUUAGGAGGGGGCAGCUACACCUGCCACAGCAGGAACGGAUCACUCCUCAACCACACGGAGGUCCUGAUCCAAGAGAAGGGAGCUGUGACGAGAAAGAUUCUUGUGAAAACUGACCAAGAUUAUUUAAAGUGCUCAUCUCAAAAUUUCAACGGAGAGUUUCGCUGCUCCUGGACCUGGGACCGCUUCAGAGUGGGCGUCGUAGCUUUCAUCAGAGCUCGACGUGCCUCUGAUGACAAUCACACCCAGUGUUCUGUGGACUCGGGCGGUAAGCAUUGGAGCUGCUCCUCACAUCACAGUGAGUUCAGGUGUUCAGUGGACGACAGUGGAAACGGCAUCACGUGCCUCGACGAGACACAUUGCCCCUACGCUGAGGAGAGCCAGCAGAUCCACAUCACCGUCUACGUGAAGACCAAGCACUUCCUGGUGGAGAACUACUCCAAACACUUUUACCUCUCAGAGAUCGUGAAACCCGACAAGGUGCACAUCAACAAAGUGAACACCACCACGAUUGAGUGGAGUUACCCGAGCUCCUGGAGCAUUCCCUUCUCCUACUUCCCCCUCACUUUCCAAAUCGCCCUGUUCAAGAGGGACUGUGAGAUGUGUGUGAACCCGUGCACUGACUCCAAAGCCACAAAGACUUUGAUGGUCUACUCUACAGACAUCUGUCGGUUAGAAGUGAAGCACAAGUCGAAGGCCGUCUGUGUCAGAGCUAAAGAUGCUCUCUGUGACUCACAGUGGAGUGAGUGGAGCCACUUAAGAUUGAAGAGAAACAAGAGGAACAAAGAGAACAAACAUCGACCAAACAAAAAAUGGGCUUAACGGAUAAUCCCAUCACCGAACAUCUCAGAAAGCCUGCUGUGUUAAUUUAUUUGUUUUUACAUAUUUCUAUUUAUCUUAUUUUAUAUCUCAUUGUUUGUAUUGUGUACCUAUUCUUAAUAAUAAGCAAGAACAACAUUUCAAAUCUUUCUUUUGUCCUCCUGCAUCACAACUCAUUCAUGAACAUUGGAUUUCCAUUUGUUUCUCUAUUUCAAUGAACUGGUUGGUCCAUUAGAAGAAGGAGUGGGUUUUUUAUGGGCAUUGCAGAAGUGCCCG